Molecule: messenger RNA, 1122 nt
Organism: Antechinus flavipes (yellow-footed antechinus)
Lineage: Eukaryota; Metazoa; Chordata; Mammalia; Dasyuromorphia; Dasyuridae
Gene: TMEM50A
Product: transmembrane protein 50A
Exons: 7
Coding region: 179-652 (157 amino acids)
Biological process (GO): late endosome to vacuole transport via multivesicular body sorting pathway; protein targeting to vacuole
Source: RefSeq, a predicted model, not a curated record
CCCUUAGUUGUUCGAUUCCUCUGGCUGGGCAGUGGAUGCUCUUGUGAGCGGAGGAAUCGUAGUGAGGCUGAGGCUGAGGCGGAGGUCCGGAGACUGACCGACCAGUGUCGGAUUGACGGCCGCCAGGUCUGCGUCGCUGCCAAGGGCUGGGGUCCGUUUUUUUCUAGAAACUUGAAAAAUGUCUGGAUUUCUGGAAAGCCUUCGAUGUUCAGAGUGUAUUGACUGGGGAGAAAAGCGUAAUACUAUUGCAUCUAUUGUAGCUGGACUUCUGUUUUUUACAGGUUGGUGGAUCAUCAUAGAUGCAGCUGUUGAGUAUCCCUCCAUGCAAGACUUUAACCACUCCUAUCAUGCCUGUGGAGUAAUAGCAACUCUUGCUUUCCUCAUGAUUAAUGCAGUAUCCAACGGACAAGUUCACGGUGAUAGUUACAGUGAAGGGUGUUUGGGUCAAACAGGUGCUCGAAUAUGGCUGUUAAUUGGAUUUAUGUUGGCCUUUGGAUCUCUGAUUGCAUCUAUGUGGAUUCUCUUUGGAGGUUAUGUCGUUAAAGAAAAACCAAUAGUGUACCCUGGAAUUGCUGUUUUUUUCCAGAAUGCAUUUAUCUUUUUUGGAGGCCUGGUCUUUAAGUUUGGCCGCACUGAAGAUUUAUGGCAGUGAAGAGACCUGAUUUCCCUCAGAAGCCCUGCUUGGCUUUUAUGUUGUGUUUUGUUUUUAUAACUCACUUCCAGUCUUUUAUAAUACUAUUUUAUAAACUUUGCUGAAUAUCCUCUUGAAUGAAAAGUGACAAGCUGGUUUAAAAAAAAAGUGGUAAAAGUACUGUUGUAAGAAACUCAGAAAGUUACAAAACACUCUAAAAUCAUGAAUGUAGGAGGUUUAUAUAUAUGUGUGUGUAACCAUAUGUAUGACAUAUAUAUAUAUUAUUCUGUCAAGUAUUGAUUUCAGUUAUGAAGUGUUAAUGGAAAUUAUUUCACCAAAGUGGCUUUGGUCAAGUUAUGAUGUAACUCGUUUUUAAAAGUAAGUGAAAGAACAAUCUAGAGAAAUAAUUAUGGGUGUAUAUGUACUUGACAUGUCUGAAGUCCAAAAUUGCAAUUAAAAGUGCUUUAAAUGAUUUAAUAUAUUUAUUUAAA